Molecule: messenger RNA, 1529 nt
Organism: Triplophysa dalaica
Lineage: Eukaryota; Metazoa; Chordata; Actinopteri; Cypriniformes; Nemacheilidae
Gene: rab38a
Product: RAB38a, member RAS oncogene family
Exons: 3
Coding region: 62-697 (211 amino acids)
Biological process (GO): phagosome-lysosome fusion; endosome to lysosome transport
Cellular component (GO): Golgi apparatus; late endosome; trans-Golgi network
Molecular function (GO): GTPase activity; GTP binding
Source: RefSeq, a predicted model, not a curated record
CCUCUCUUCUCUCUCUCCGCGGCUAACAAGGGGUCCAUGGUUGGGUCCAUCUCACAGAACCAUGCAGAACCAUCACUUGAAGGAACACCUCUAUAAAAUCCUGGUGAUCGGGGAUCUGGGUGUGGGAAAAACAAGCAUCAUCAAACGCUACGUGCACCAGAACUUCUCUGCGAACUACAGAGCGACGAUCGGCGUGGACUUCGCGCUCAAAGUCUUGAGCCUCGAGCACGAGACCGUCCGACUGCAACUAUGGGACAUCGCUGGACAAGAGCGUUUCGGGAACAUGACACGAGUGUAUUAUCGAGAAGCCGUGGGAGCCUUCAUUGUUUUUGACGUCACGCGACCUUCGACGUUCGAAGCCGUGAAAAAAUGGAAGGAAGAUCUCGAUGCCAAGUUGAAUUUAUCUAACGGCAAACGCGUGACUGCCGUUCUACUGGCCAACAAAUGCGACGAGGGCAGAGAUGUUCUGACCAACAAUGGCAUCCGCAUGGAGCAGUUCUGCCAGGAGAAUGGCUUUGUGGGAUGUUUCGAAACUUCAGCCAAAGAGAAUAUUAAUAUAGAUGAAGCAGCACAGUGUCUGGUGAAGCACAUAAUAGCAAAUGAGAAAGAUCUGCUACAGUCGGAGGUUUCAGACAUCAUCUCACCACAGCAAGAGUCCGGCCGCGGAGGAACCUGCUCGAUGUGCUUCACGUCCUGAUGAACACAAACAUGCAUCAACACAUACUCAUUUCCAGCCAGCGUGGGCCAGCAUCAAGCCAGAUUUGAUGUCUCAAAACACAUUUUCUGCUGUCAUCUCAUUUUCUCUCUUCUCAUAUUGUAUCAUCUCAUGUUGUCUCAUUUUCUUGUCUUAUUUUUUUUUAUCUUGUUUUCGCUUCUUUCUUGUCUCACGCCGAAGACACUGCUCUGUUUCCAUGAUAACAGAUUUAUCGAAUACUCUGCAGACCAGAAAAUAUUUAAAAGUUGUGAGAAUUCUGUCAAUGGUAAUUAUUUUUUAAUUCUUUCUCUUCAUAUGGGCGUUCUGUGAGAAUCUCUGUGUGUUUUUGCCAAAUCAUCAAAAUGCAAACAGAAACGGCUAGAAAACCCCAAUGGCCAAUCUUUGGCCAAUUCAAAAAUGCCGACGGUUCAUUUUAGUGUUCUUUGACUUCAUUAAAGUCUAUGAUGUUUAUUUAUAUUCUCUAUUCAGUUUACUAUCCAGAAAUAAUUUAUGCACAACAGACUUAAAGAAGUUAACAUCUAUACGUGUGGAUCAGGGUUUUUCUUCAAAUGCUGCCAAAAGUCAUGCUGCUCAUGAAUUAUACAAACCAGCCUUAAAAUAUGAAUGCAUAAAAAAACUUGAGCAGAUUUCAUAUCUCUCAGUGCUGUUGCUUUUGUAAUUCUAAUGCGGAUGUUUUCUACAUUUUCCAGAACUGUUAAACAUUGUUUUGGAUUGUUUGUUGUUUUUUCAACAUCAUACAUUUUUAUCUAUCAUGUGGCUGUGAGAUGGUAAAAUAUUUUUUAUUACAGAAUAUAAGAAGAUCCAGUGAAUACCC